Saccostrea cuccullata (small rock oyster) is the source of this 3058-nucleotide messenger RNA. RefSeq names its product protein adenylyltransferase SelO, mitochondrial-like. Bases 26 to 2047 code for a protein of 673 amino acids. NCBI's taxonomy places the organism in Eukaryota, Metazoa, Mollusca, Bivalvia, Ostreida, Ostreidae. The transcript has 13 exons. The record is from RefSeq and is a predicted model, not a curated record.
GUAUUUACGUUUUACGAAACAUGACAUGAUAAAAAUAUUUAGGACACUCAGUCACCGUCUUGUUAAUCUAAGACGGAUAUCUUUGUUAACAGUAGGAACUGCAGUACUUAGAUAUCUACAUAUACAUGAAGGAAUGACAUCUGUAACUUUAGAGUCUCUAAAUUUUGACAAUUUAGCUCUUCGGUCCCUUCCCAUCGACCCAGAAAAGGAAAACUAUAUUCGACAAGUUUCAGGUGCGUGCUUCUCGAAGGUAAAACCGACACCGGUAUCCAACCCACAGUUGGUGGCAGCAUCAGUCCCUGCAUUGUCACUCAUUGAUCUGGACUCUGCACAAAUAGAGAGGGAAGACUUUGCAGAGUUCUUCAGUGGAAACAAACUGUUGCCUGGCAGUGAUACUGCUGCACAUUGCUACUGUGGUCACCAGUUUGGGUAUUUCUCAGGACAGCUUGGAGAUGGAGCUGCAAUGUAUCUUGGUGAGAUUGUUAACAAAUCUGGAGAGAGAUGGGAGAUACAGUUUAAGGGUUCAGGACUGACUCCAUAUUCUCGUUCAGCUGACGGCAGGAAGGUACUCCGUAGUACUAUCAGAGAGUUCCUGUGUAGUGAGGCCAUCCAUCACCUAGGAAUUUCCACAACAAGAGCUGGAACCUGUGUCACGUCAGACAGCAGAGUGAUCAGGGAUAUAUUUUACGAUGGAAACCCAAUACAGGAGAGAUGCUCAGUAGUGCUCAGAAUCGCUCCUACAUUCCUCAGGUUUGGGUCAUUUGAGAUUUUCAAACCAACAGAUUCAGAGACAGGGAGGAAGGGGCCAAGUGUUGGGAGAAACGAUAUCCUGACCCAGAUGUUAGACUACACGGUCCAGACAUUUUAUCCUGAGUUAUGGAAAGCUCACAGCUCUGACAAAACAACUGCUUAUGUAGAAUUCUUCAAAGAACUCACAAGACGUACUGCAAGACUAGUAGCAGACUGGCAGAGUGUGGGCUGGUGCCAUGGAGUUCUGAACACAGACAAUAUGAGUAUUGUGGGAGUGACCAUUGAUUAUGGUCCCUUUGGUUUUAUGGACAAGUAUGACCCAGAUUUCAUUUGUAAUGCCUCAGAUGAUGGUGGGAGAUACACAUACAUAAAACAACCCCAGAUUUGUAAGUGGAAUUUAAAGAAGUUUGCAGAGGCUAUUCAGGGAGUAGUACCUUUAGCAAGGACAAUUCCAGAAACUAAGAUAUUUGAUGAAGAGUAUAGCGAUUACUACACAAAGAAAAUGAGGAAAAAGUUUGGGUUGAUCAACAAAGCAGAUGAAGAAGAUGGGAAGUUGACGGGAACUUUUCUGGACACAAUGCGGAAGACUGGUGCUGAUUUCACUAACUGCUUUCGCUGUCUGAGUCGCCUCCCUUUACCUGGCUCUCCUGAUUUUGAAGAUAAAUUACAGGAGGUUAUUCAGUACAUUCUUACCCAGUGUUCAACUGUAGAGGAGCUGAAGAAAGAUUAUAGACCAAGAAUGAAUCCAAGGCAGUUUCAGAUGAUUCUGAUGUUGAUGGAAUCAAAUCCUCAAAUUGCACCUUCACUAGGAAGAGGUUUUUCUGCCUUUACCCAAGAAAUAGAAAGGCUUGAAAAAUAUAAGGAAUUAGAGAAAAUUACAGAAGAGGAUAAGAAGAAAGAGAAUACAGACCUGUGGACAAGCUGGUUUAAAACCUAUACUGACAGAUUGAAGGAGGAAGCAGAGGGAGUGACUGACUUAGAGGCAGCCAAUCAGAAGAGAAAAGAGGUCAUGAACUCUACGAACCCAAGGUUUAUUCUCAGGAACUACAUAGCCCAGAAUGCAAUAGACGCAGCUGAAAAGGGAGAUUUUUCAGAGGUGCGUCGAGUGCUGAAGGUUUUGGAAAAACCAUACAGUGAUGAAACAAAUCUGGAAAGUCUCCUUCAGAAACCAGUGGAAGCUUCCAAAGGGGCAACUGAGGAAGAAGUUGAUUCCAGUGGUGAUUUACCAAGAACAUUUGUAGGACAGUUUUAUGACGAUAAGCCACCUUUGUGGUCAGCUGACCUGAGGGUCACAUGAUCCUCGUAAACCACACAGAAUCUGCCUGUUCGUCAAGCCUGGAGUCCGAGGUCACAUGACAGAAACUGAUAUACUUCAGAUGUAUGAUAUAAACAGUGGUAGUUAUGGUGAGAUACAUAUAUUGAUGAUUCAAUUCUCAAAAAUCACUAUUUCUAGAGUUUUCAAAAUUAUUGGGCAUCUUUCAACAUUUGUGAUCAAAAUUAGAAUUCUUCAAUAUCAAUUUAUUGAUAUUCCCAUUUUCAUGGGAUUGUGUCCGAAUUUGUUAUUAUUCCUCAAUAUUGAAUAUGGCCCGCACCUUCGAAUAUGACAUUUAUGAGAACUUAAUGAACUUGUAUGUGAUUCAAUGACUGUGUAAACAUGUCUUCCACAAUGGUUAUUUGUAAUGAGACUUCACAGCAGUGAUUUUAUUAAUUAGUUAGGAACAGGUUGUCGGUUCUGUGUGGUAUUAACAGAUUCAGGGAUACAGAUAUUGCAUGAUCUAAAGAAAUGCAUCAUUUCUUUGUUUAUGAUGGUUCUGAAUUCAACCUUAGUUAAUAGGUAUUCAAAACUUGAAUUUUAUAGUCAUGUAUAAUUGUAGUCUUGGAUUAUUACAUUUGAUAAAGAACAUUUUUAUUGUAUUAUUACAAAUAAAUGGGUUUUUUUUUAACUUUAUUGAUUCUAUGCUAAGUCAAAAGUGACUUUAACUAUGUCUAUUUUCAUUUCUCUUCACAAAAUAAAUCAGGGAAAAAUACAUUUUGGAAACAGAAAAAAUUAAAGCUUAAUUUUUUUAAUAUAUUGAUGCUCAUUAGACAUACUAUUGGAGCAAGCUUUUAAUUUUUGGAGAACCUUAUUUUUUUGUUGAUUUAUUCAGACUGGUGUUAGAUUUUUGGAAACAAGCUACUAUGAUACAUAUGAUAUUCAUCGAUAUUAAAAAAAAACUUGUACAUGAAUAUGCAUUCUCAUAUUGUUAAUAUGUCCAGAUGUAUUGUAUAAGAUAACUUGUUAUUUAAAUCAUAAUUAAGAAAAAAAUUC